This is a messenger RNA of Gossypium raimondii (Peruvian cotton), 1405 nucleotides long. Its product is annotated as RPM1-interacting protein 4. The record is from RefSeq and is a predicted model, not a curated record. NCBI's taxonomy places the organism in Eukaryota, Viridiplantae, Streptophyta, Magnoliopsida, Malvales, Malvaceae. Bases 234 to 1028 code for a protein of 264 amino acids. The transcript is spliced from 4 exons.
GAUAUUCCCCCCCCUCUCUCUCUCUCUCUCUUUAAAGCUCUCUUCAUCUCUCCCUUAUUUCUCUCUCUUUUUGUCUUUGAAUUUGUGUUGAAAGGUUCUUUUGGUCGUAGAACUUUUUUUUGGUUUUUGUUUGCAAUUCGUUUGAUUACCAAAAGAAACUGAUUUUUUAUUUUAUUUUUUGGGUUAUUUUGUGGAUUUCUGGGUUUUCUUUCUUAAGUUUGCUCGAGAGAUAAAUGGCACAACGUUCUCAUGUACCCAAGUUUGGCAAUUGGGAGAGUGAAGGUAAUGUUCCUUACACAGCUUAUUUUGAUAAGGCACGUCAGGGUCGCAGUGGAGGAAAGAUUGUGAAUCCGAACGAUCCCCAAGAGAGUCCGGAAUUACAUCAAGAUUACGGAGCUCCAACUAGAGCUCCCCCUGCUUCACGACCAAAACCAGAAUCGGAUGAACCAAUAGGACAUGGACCUGCAAGAAGGGGACACGAACGAGGAAGGAGCAGGGAAGAAGGUGACGUCAGGCAAUAUGCUGACUCUCCAGCACGUAACGAGAAUGUCAACCGCAGAGCUGCUGGAGACUCUACACCUUCUCGUUAUGGUCGUGGAGUAAGUUCUGGUGAAUCCCAGAAACGUUCCACGAGAACAAGUAUUGGAUCUGAAAACAGCAUAGAUAAAUCACCACUCCACCCUGCACGGGGAACAGGGAGGGGUAGCAUGGCAUCACCUGCGUGGGAAGGAAAGACUUUGAAUGAUAGCAGCCAUGGUACUCCUGGGAGAUCCAAAUUGAGGCCAAGUAAAGGCGAUGAAAGUCCUGAUAAAGCUGCUGCUGUUCCAAAAUUCGGUGACUGGGAUGAGAAUAACCCGUCAUCCGCUGAUGGCUACACUCACAUUUUUAAUCAGGUGCGAGAAGAGCGGAACAACGGAGGCAGGGUAUCAGGCAUGCCUGGUCAGCAAUCUCCAUACAACACUGGCCGCAAUCGGAAACCAACUAACAACAGUGCAAAGGGCUGUUGCUUCCCAUUUUGGAGGAAAUAAGAUCUGUGAAUUCGCAGAUUCCUUAUCAGUUCGCGUGGAACACUGUAAAUACAUUGAAGGCUCCUUCAGAGCAGAGUAAUUUCACUGCAGUUGCGGAUUAUCAUUGCUAUGUAUGUGUGUGUGUGUGUGUUUCUUGUAAUGACAAACAUAGUAUUAUGUUUGUUGCACAUGUUUUGUUAUGUUUUUGCUCUUUCCCCUUUCUCUCUUAGAUUAUCUUUUUUUGUAUACCACUUCACAUCGCAAUUAUGUUUUGGUUAGAGGAAAAAAAAAACAAGAACAAACAGCAGACGCAUAUUCUUUUAUUUGUAUUCUAAAUGUAUGGUGUCCAUUGUUGAGCUUUCAAAACUGUCUGGCUAAUGAUAGUUGAUGAUUUUUAA